AUGGCGUCAACCUCGCCUUCCACUUCUGUGUCGGACCGCAGCAUCGGAUCCCUAACAAACAAAUCCGGGCCAACUAUUCCAUCUCGCACAUCCUUCUCCGAACACGAGUGUCACAAUACAGUCAUCGGCCAGAAGACUACGAACCCUGACUCCGACUCCGACUCCAACUCCAUAUCCUUCCAGCGAUUACGUCGAAGACCGUUCCAGCGUCUACCCAUUCCCGCCUCUCAACUCUUCGCUUCCGCAUACGGCGAUUCUGAAGACAACGACAACCACUCCAGCCAUCCUGUUGACGGUGAAAAGGAUCAUAGCCCAACCUCGUAUCACGCGCAACUAGUAUCCGACGACGAAAGCUUCCCACGAUCACCAAGUAACUCGCCGCUCUCGCGCCUGCACGCAAAGAAAAGGUCUCCACGUGCGCUAUACGCAGCUUUACGCAGUGGAUUUGUCAGAAAGAGACUUGCUCGGGGCAGAAGCGCGAGUGAAAGCUACUCAAAUAAGCAGCCGCGAAGACAACCACGCGAAGGGCUACAGCUCGAGCUCGAAGAUCUCCUUUUACCCCGGAAGAAGGUUGCCGGACGAAAACCGAUCCCUGAGAGGCUUUUGAGGGAUUUCGAGCAUCAGGACCAAGCUCAGGGACGCAGUUUUUCCGCGCCGGAUGUCUUUUCGCUUUCGCACCUGCAAGACGAUAGUGAAGCUUUUCUGCGAGAAGGUAACUCUUUGGGACUAUAUGUUCCGAAUGACGUCGAGCUACAACAUCAUCAUCAAGAUCAUACAGUGGGGGGAACAGUCGCUGCACUCACUUUUGGCUCCAGCGACCUUCCCGAACACAUCUCGUUCGACACUUCAUUGCUCGAUUCAACUCCUGCGCUCGCUUCUCCAUCCUGGCCUCAACAGCGCCUGAGGAGAACUACACGAUCGAUCUCCGAAUCGCAUCAUAAUAGACAGCGAUCUUCACUUGCUCGUACUCUUCUUCUUGACGCAGCUUCCGCGAUCACAUCCUUCACCCUCGGGUCUUCGGGAUCGAGCUCAGGCGAUUCGGAUAGCGACGUUAGUUCGCAGCAGUAUACAAGAAGAUUUCGGACUCGAAGCGGAAGUGAGCCCGUUUAUCCUUCUCCAUCCAUCCUUGAGGCGGCAAACUACACUGUCGCGCAACCACCUCCCUAUCUACGACGGGUCUCUAGAAAGAGAGAAGGAGAGAUGCGUACAAUUUAUCUGUCUCCUCACUCGCCUCCCACUGCUUUCGCCUCUAGCUUCCGGACCUCUCAUCCCAACCUCGUCCACCCAUCUCAACGCUCCUCCUCAUUGCAACAACAAGAUGUCUCGGCAGCGAGCGACAAUGAUCCGGUCGAGAUGCUUUUGACUCCCGAUCCCGACCCGUCCGCAUACUUUCAGCAGAUGGAUUCGCCCACCCUCCCCACCCACAAUCACGCUCCUGACAGCUCUCGCAACAAACAUUCUCCUCAAUGGGACUUGAACAGUAUCAGUGGGUCGCAGAACAGAAACUCCGAGCCAUCUAGGGCGUCGAUGCUGGUGAUGCAGCAGAACAUUCAGAUGCGGAAUCUACAGAGACAACUUUCGCCUCCACGGGCCGAUCCACAUGCCUCGCCGGAUCGUAGUCCUGGAAGAAGCAGGAGAAGAGAGGCAGAGGAAGCAGGGAAGAUGUAUCCCACUGGGGAGGAUGAAACGACGAGCGACACUAGGAUGAAAGCGGAAGAGUCGAAAGAGGGUGGGAAGAUCAAUCCGAUCAGACAGUACGGUGCCUUGAGGAUGAGGAAGUGGCCUUCGUCAGAGGAAGUUGGCGGAGAUCACGGGCUGGACAGAAAGCAGAGUAACGAAAAGAAACGGAACGAAAAGGCGAUUGGAUUGAGACACAUGUUUUCAAACCCGGCGCUCGCGGAAGAAGCAAAGGAAGGCGAGGAGCUGGCUUCCUUGAGGCAGAGACGCGCCAAGCCUCCAAUCAGCAUCGCCCUUCAUUCGAACGUUCACAAUCAGUCAACCGGUAGCACGAUUGCAAGCAACCGCAACACCAGAGCCAGCGCCGAUCUCAUGGGUGCAGCCAUACCGCUGCGCAAAAAACUCAGCAAGUCAAUUCUUUCACCGACCGCUUCGAUCCAUUCACCACCACCCUGUCCACCUCCUGCAGUACCGUUACCCGACCUACCCACGCCAAGAUCGGCACCCAUCGAACAGACAGCACCUCGAUCCCUCAACACCCAAAGAUCCUUCGUGCGUUGUUCAUCGACCCCUGUCUCGCCGUUCGAAGCCUCUCGUACUCAGUCGGAUGCUCAAGCGGGUGCACGUGGUACGACGAAUAGUCAAAGCUUCAACGUCCUCGGUGCCGUUCAGCCUCUAGCCACAAUAUCCGCUUCAACAUCCAGCGCUAGCAGCGGAAAUGCAGGGGAAGCAUGGAGAUACUCGGCCACUGAUUCGAGCAGCGUUCGCACUCCGCCGUUGACGGGCGGGAUGCAUCUGUCUGCGAUCGAGCGAGGUCAACUACCGUGUACGCCGCUGUCGGCGCAAACGGAUGCGUCUGUACCCACACCCGUGACGGCUCAGCCUGCAGCGGUCGGUGGAAGAUUCGAAUCACUGCUCGCUUCGCUCUCGUUCAAGCCUCGUGCUGAUGAAGAAGCUAGAUCGAGCCCGCGAGUGGACAGGAAAGACUCGCUGGGCGGGGAUAGCGAGGACAGCUCGGCCGCUGUUCACGAGCCGUUCGUCUACGGGCUGGCUCUAUAA
Pseudozyma hubeiensis SY62 is the source of this 2736-nucleotide messenger RNA. RefSeq lists its product as hypothetical. The transcript has a single exon. The coding region runs from base 1 to 2736 and encodes 911 amino acids. Lineage: Eukaryota; Fungi; Basidiomycota; Ustilaginomycetes; Ustilaginales; Ustilaginaceae. The record is from RefSeq and is a predicted model, not a curated record.